AUGCAGGCAAUGCAGCCAAUGAAGGAUAUACCGCCGAGAAUAUUUGAGAUAUGGGAUGCACCGGUAGAUAUUGAAACUUGCGGAAACCUGAUUACUCACCACAAAUUGCAAUGCUCCACUUGCGACGAAAAGUUUGAAACCGAAGUUCAAUUCGCUAUUCAUAUUGACAAAUGUCUUCAGAACGCUGAGCGUGAUACUCAUUACCAAAUCCAUAUGCAUGCAAAUCGCUUGCUCAUGUUCCAACAUCGUGUUGCUCUUUUCUGUGGGGCAUCCCACCAAGACCGAUUCUUGCAGUGUGGCUUAUGCAAAGAAAACUUUGAGAACAAGGAGACCAUCAGAAAACAUAUCAGAAUUUGUGCACGUGAUAAUGCCAGCUACGGAGCAUUCAUUCGCAAGACUAGACCACUAUUCAGCAACAUGCUUUCAUCCUACGAGCAAUUGGGGCUGCUCUUCCAAAGAUAUGUGAUGGACGACCAUAUUGUUGAUAUAAGAAACCGAAGACGAUCCGUCAGAUUAGCUAAGGCCGAUAGCAGUCCCGUCGGCAGACAUCUUUUCUUUGAUGAAAUCUCCGAACAUUUCAUCGAACAAUAUCGAGACUACGUAUUCGCAAUAUGCGGUCUUAUUGACGACGCAUUCAUUCGUUAUUUGAAGAAAAAAGAAUCGGAAUCGGAGGCGGCUGAUGUUAUAUACUCUCUUCCGAAAAAACGAAAAAGAAGAGCUGACGGAGAAAGCGUGGAUAGCGAUUCGGAAGAAGAUGAAGACGAUGAUUCGGAGGAAGAAAUCGAACAGCCGUCCACUAGCUCUGGAAGAGGACGAAAACGUACUACUCGCCGUUAA
This is a messenger RNA of Caenorhabditis remanei, 837 nucleotides long. RefSeq lists its product as uncharacterized. The coding region runs from base 1 to 837 and encodes 278 amino acids. The transcript is spliced from 4 exons. The record is from RefSeq and is a predicted model, not a curated record. Lineage: Eukaryota; Metazoa; Nematoda; Chromadorea; Rhabditida; Rhabditidae.